This is a messenger RNA of Salvelinus fontinalis (brook trout), 2142 nucleotides long. RefSeq names its product histone H3.3A. Gene Ontology annotation, molecular function: DNA binding; protein heterodimerization activity; structural constituent of chromatin. The transcript has 4 exons. The record is from RefSeq and is a predicted model, not a curated record. Bases 453 to 863 code for a protein of 136 amino acids. NCBI's taxonomy places the organism in Eukaryota, Metazoa, Chordata, Actinopteri, Salmoniformes, Salmonidae. Gene Ontology annotation, cellular component: nucleosome.
UCAUAUUGUUAUUUGAACUGUCAUAUUCAUUGGAAACAGUACCCACUUGUUUUACAUGACUACAAGUAAAGAUACAUUUUAAUAUAAAAUGGUGAGUGAACAUCACCAGUACAAUACUAAAGUUUAAAUUAUUUCAAAUUCCUCACUAAACACACGGCACCGUUUAACUUUUGUUUUUUUACGGAUAGCCAGGGGCACUCGGGCUUCAUUUACAAGCAUGUCCAAAAUCUUUAUAUCACAUUCAGACUUUGCUCGUCUUAAUAUUAUAUUUCUUAAGGGAAUUAAGAUGUGUUAAUUGUUUAGAUAUUACUGCACUGUUGGAGCUAGGAACACAUAUCGCUACCCACAAUAACAUCUGCUAAACAUGUGUAUGCGACUGAUUUGUGAGGCGUGAGUCUGCCUGAUCAGGGGGAGUAGGGAUGACCUUGUUCUCUUGGUGAUUUGUAGGAGCCAUGGCCCGUACCAAGCAGACAGCCCGUAAAUCUACUGGAGGCAAAGCCCCACGUAAGCAGCUGGCCACCAAAGCUGCCCGCAAGAGUGCCCCUUCUACUGGUGGGGUCAAGAAGCCCCAUCGUUACAGGCCUGGUACGGUGGCCCUGCGUGAGAUCCGUCGGUACCAGAAGUCCACUGAGCUGCUGAUCCGCAAGCUGCCCUUCCAGCGCCUGGUGAGAGAAAUCGCUCAGGACUUCAAGACUGACCUGCGUUUCCAGAGUGCAGCAAUUGGAGCCCUGCAGGAGGCCAGCGAGGCUUACCUGGUUGGUCUGUUUGAGGACACCAACCUGUGCGCCAUCCACGCCAAGCGUGUCACCAUCAUGCCCAAAGACAUCCAGCUGGCGCGUCGUAUCCGUGGGGAGCGUGCUUAGACGCCUACCUGAUUUACCUCUCCUCCCCUCACCAGUCUGCCCUCCCCUCCUCCACCUCUCCCUGCCCUCCCCUCCUCCACCUCUCCCUGCCCUUCCAUCCCUCCCUCUCCCUGUCCCUCCCUUCACCCUCUCCUUGCCCUCCCCUCACCCUCUCCUCUCAUGUUGGUAGUGAUUUAGAGAAACAAUGAUUAUGAUAAGAAUAACGUGUAUAGUGUUGUUUUCUUAGUACUCUCGGCAGCAGACUAUUAUGGGUACUUUUUUUGUGCAUGUACCUGCUUGUUGCUGGUCAGAUCCCCCACCACCACACCAUCAAAUCAGAUGUUCCAUUGUCAUGAUGCCGUGUGGAGAGAUCAGAUAAAACAAGACAGGGAAUCUGACAUAGGUUGUGGUCACAGGAGGAUGGGGUUAGGUUGUCUGCAGAGGGGAGUACCUCUUUCUCUGCAGGGUGCUAGAACAACUGCCCUAGUCCCCUUCCUCCUUCCCCACUCUUCCAGUGAAAUAGAGACUGUAUCUUUCAUGGCAACACCUGAACGAGAGUCCAGCCCCCACCCUUUGUGUGUGAGCGUGUAGAUUUUGAUCAGCACAGCAAAUUGUAUACAAUUCAAAAACAUCUUUGGAGCAAUUGUUUAUUAUUACAAUAUUGAUCAUUAUCAUGGGUAUUACUUUUAUUUUUUAUGCUUACGCACAUUUUUCAUAGAAAAAAUAUUUGUGAAUGAAAUGAAGGUGGAUUCAAAUAAAAUUUUGUACAGAAAACAAAAUCGACGUAAGCUAUCGUUUCUACAGGUGUUGAAGCUUGUGAUUUGUUUUGGCUGUCCAAGGGGAUUCUAGAUUGUUCAUUCUCAUUUCAUUGCCUCUUAUAUGAUUGGCACUAUUUUCCCUUUGUCUUUGAAUUCUCAAAUUUGGUUUCUGCGAUAAAUAAUUGGAGACAGCAUUUUAUGGCUUUUGCAAACAAAUAGCGAAUCCAGUGUUCUUAGUGAUCACUCCUGAGGGGCCUUGUUGUGAGGUUUAUGGAGCUGGUGGUCAAUGCUCUCUUGCAAACUAAAAACAGUCUAAUUGGUAAAGUGAUCAUGUAUGUUAAUGUUAUGUGAGCUGUAAUUGGAAUGGUCACGGAUAUUUAGACCUCCCCUUUGCUUCUCAGGUUGAUGUGUCACCCUUUUAACUUAAAUCAUUUUUGUUUCUUGAUUGGAAUUUGAAAUGUUAAGAUGUUUAAAUAAAACAAUGUUUGUAAUUUCCAGAUUUCUCAUAUGUGGUAAUAAAUGGAUGUUAUACACGUCUGUCA